AUGGCCAGGGAAAGCAACGCUCCCACAGAGCCUCUCACUCCGGGCAAGCCCAAUCCUCAAACUCGCCCCGCACAUGUCCAGAAACCGGAAUUCGGAAAGCCCUCGCCGAUCGGCCACCCACAGCACCGAUCAAACCAUCUUUUCAAUAUCCCGAAGCCCAACCAGUCUCGAGCCGAACAUCACAGACCCGCCCCUCGACCGCAGCCUCAGCAUCCAGGUCCGCAUGCCGCGCCUCAGCCCUACCGCCAGCCGGCUACAGGUGGCCCAGCCGCAACCCCAUCAGCGAAACGCAGCGAGCCGUGGGAUCCCUUCAAGCCAGUGGCGCCAUCGGCCUACAACAAUGCUCGUCCACUCAACCCACCCGGAUCAGUGAGCAUCAAGCGCCCUGAGAAUGUCACCUGGACAACUCCACGUGCUCCUCGGCCGACCUUCACAUCCAAGCCUCUUCCGCCGAAGAUGUCAAAUGCAUCCAAGAAUCUUCAAAGCUUCAUAGAUCUCACCCAGCCUGAUAGUGGCCCUGCUGGUAGGUCGGAUUCCCGUGCGCCGCCUGACUUUGGGGCUAUGGAUAUGCAUGGAUAUGUGGAUACAGCUAUGGCAAACGAGAACAUCAAAGCCUUGCUGGAAGGUGCAUUCGAAGACGAAGAGGAGAAAUCCGAGUCCAAGACCAAGAAGAAGGGCAAAAAGAAGAAGCAGUCCAAGAAGAGUUCUAAAAUGGAGAAGGAAACCCCAGUUAUCAAGGACACGAAGAAAGAACAGGCUGUCGAUGACCUUGACGAUCUCGCUGAUCAACUGCAAGGCGUCACUGUGAAUGACACGACGGGCUCCAAGGACGACUCCGAUUAUGUGCCUAAAGAAAGAAGCCCCUCAGAGAGUCCAUCCAUUGAGGACGACCAAGUCGCUAAAGAAGGAAAGGACAACGUCGAAGCAGAUGAGGAUGAAGAAGAAGAGGAGGAGGAGGAGGAGGAGGAGGAGGAAGAAGAAGAUGAUGAUGAUGAAGAGGAUGGGGUGGUUGAGGGCCUGAAAGUCACCCUUUUGCCACACCAAAUUGACGGUGUGCGAUGGAUGUGCGACAAAGAGACCGGCCGAAAGACGACUAAGGGAAUCUUUCCCAAGGGUGGAAUCCUUGCAGACGAUAUGGGCUUGGGGAAAACAGUGCAGGCAAUUGCUCUGGUGCUCAAGAACCGUAAAUCCGACCACGAACACAGCGAAGACAGCGACGAAAAGGAGGGCAAAACUACCAAAUUGCCUCCCAACUGCAGCAGUUCUACUUUGGUCAUUGCGCCCCUUGCACUGAUCAAACAGUGGGAAUCCGAAAUUAGAGACAAAGUCGAAAAAACUCAUAAGCUCUCUGUAUGCGUCUAUCAUGGUGCGACACGGGCGAAGACCUCAAAAACCUUGGACGAUUAUGAUAUUGUUAUCACAACAUAUGGUACACUCACCUCGGACUUCAAUUCAUCCGCCUCAGACAAGGCCAAAAAGGCCGGUCUGUUUUCGAUCCACUGGUAUCGUAUUAUUCUCGAUGAAGCACACACCAUCAAGAACCGCAACGCCAAAGCUACACAGUCAGCGUAUGCGUUGGAUGCUCAGUACCGGUGGUGCCUGUCAGGAACACCCUUGCAGAACAACUUGGAUGAGCUGCAAAGUUUGAUCAAAUUCCUUCGAGUGAAGCCUUACGAUGACUUGGCUGCUUGGAGAGACCAAAUCAGCCGGCCACUAGCCAAUGGCCGCGGAGGUCUUGCUAUCCAGCGGCUGCAAGUCUACUUGAAGGCUUUCAUGAAACGGCGUACCAAGGAUGUCCUCAAACUCAACAACGAUGUGAAGGACGGCGAAGAAGGUGAAGAUGGGAAACCUAAGAAAUCUAACGGCUUCCACAUCACCAAGCGUGAGGUCAUCAAGGUGGCUCCCGAAUUCAUGCCUGGAGAGUUGAACUUCUACAAACGCCUGGAACAACGGACGGAAAACAGCCUUGAGCAGAUGAUGGGUGGAGCUAAGGUUGACUACGCCGGCGCUUUGGUCCUGCUCUUGCGUCUUCGUCAAUGCUGUAAUCACCCCGACCUUGUCAAAGGUGAUUUGGCCAAGGACAAAGAUGUCUUUUUGCAAACCAAUCCUACCGGUAGCCAAUCUACUCAGGCGAAAUCCGAUGAUCUCGACAGCAUGGCGGAACUCUUCGGCGCAAUGAGUGUUGUCACCAAGAAAUGUGACGUUUGUCAAACGGAACUUAGCCAAGAUGAGGCCAAGGCUGGUAGCAGUCGCUGUGGCGAAUGCGAAGCUGAUCUCAACACCGACAUCAUCGGCACGGACAAGAAAAAGAAGAAGUCGAAGAAGAGUCACAAGGAGAAGGAUGUUCCAGAAUCUCCUUCCCUUCGCAGAUCUGAGGCCCAACUUGCCCGUUCCCGGAAGAACCGACGAGUCAUCCUUGACAGUGAUGAUGAAGAGGAAGAGGGUGAAUGGGUCGUUCCGGAGGAUCAACGCAAACUGCCAAGCCUCGGAAAGGCAGGUGGUUCAGAUGACGAGAAUGCCGAAGGUGGCGGUGAAUGGCUCAACUCUGAAGAUGAGACAGAUGAUGAGAUCGAAUCUCCAUCUAGAAGGAAGAGCAAGCCCAUCGUUCUGAGCGACUCCGAGGAUGAGGAGUCUGACUCAGAUGGGGAAUACAACGAGGAAGGUGAAAACGGCGAGUUGCCAUCCACCAAGAUUCGUCACUUGAUGAAGAUUCUCAAUCGUGAGGCACCCGACUUCAAAUUCAUUGUCUUCUCCGUCUUCACCUCUAUGCUCGACAAGAUCGAGCCUUUUCUGAACUCAGCCAACAUUGGCUUUGCACGCUACGAUGGUGGAAUGGCAAACAACCACCGUGAGGCUAGUCUUGAGAAACUCCGAAACCACAAUGGAACCCGUGUGCUACUCUGCAGUCUGCGUGCCGGUGCAUUGGGUCUUAACCUCACUGCAGCCAGUCGUGUCGUUAUUCUGGAGCCUUUCUGGAAUCCCUUCGUGGAGGAGCAGGCCAUCGACCGUGUCCAUCGCCUGAACCAAACAAUCGAUGUCAAAAUCUACAAAAUGGUCAUCAAGGGCACCGUCGAAGAGCGUAUUGUCGAGCUGCAAGACCGCAAGCGCGAGCUAGCCAACGCCACCAUCGAAGGCAAGGCUGGCGCUGGCAAGUUGACCAUGCGUGAUAUGAUGGCGCUCUUUGGUCGCGACGCCGAAUCAAAAUUCACCGAUAACCAGAGCACUUUGGACUUCAACAGCCGAGUAGGCUUGUUGAGCUCCGCAGAAGAGGCUACACCGGCCCCUACAUCGUCGCAGGGGUCAUAUUCUGAUCCUCGCAGCCGCGGCCGGGAAUUCCAGCCCAACCGUCCACGAAAUGAGGACUCGGUUUAUGGUCGUCGCUGGUGA
Molecule: messenger RNA, 3387 nt
Organism: Penicillium arizonense
Lineage: Eukaryota; Fungi; Ascomycota; Eurotiomycetes; Eurotiales; Aspergillaceae
Product: putative SNF2 family helicase/ATPase
Exons: 2
Coding region: 1-3387 (1128 amino acids)
Cellular component (GO): cytoplasm
Molecular function (GO): ATP-dependent chromatin remodeler activity; ATP binding
Source: RefSeq, a predicted model, not a curated record